AUGUUCUCUGGAUUUAAUACAUUUAGUACAGGAUUUGCUAAUAUCCCACAGAAAUUUGAAUCAUUAUUCAGAUGUUACCCAAUUGCUAUGAUGAACGACCAAAUUCGUAAAGACGAUGCUAAUUAUGGUGGAAAAAUAUUCUUACCACCAAGUGCUUUACAUAAAUUAACAAUGCUUAAUAUCAGAUAUCCAAUGCUAUUUGAAUUAACUGCAAAUGAUUCAAAAAAAGUUACACAUGGUGGUGUUUUAGAAUUUAUUGCUGAAGAAGGCAGAGUUUAUUUACCACAAUGGAUGAUGGAAACGCUACAGAUACAACCUGGCUCUUUAUUAAAAGUAGCAAGUAUUGAUGUUCCAUUGGGGAAUUUUGUUAAAAUAGAGCCACAAUCAGUAGAUUUUCUAGAUAUUUCUGACCCAAAGGCCGUUCUAGAAAAUGUUCUUCGUAGUUUCUCUACUUUAACAAUUAAUGACAUCAUUGAAAUCAGUUAUAAUAACAAAAUAUAUAGAAUUAAAAUAUUAGAGGUUAAGCCAGAGUCAUCAUCUAAUAGUAUUUGUGUUAUUGAAACGGAUUUAAUUACAGAUUUUGCUCCUCCCGUAGGUUAUGUAGAACCUGAUUAUAAAGCCUUAAAAGAACAACAACUACAAGAAAAGAAAGCUCAAAGUAUUGACCCAGCAAAUCAAAGCUCAGGUACAAUGUCGCAAAGAAUAAAUUAUAAAAGUAUUUUAAAUGAAUUACCCGAAAGUACAUUUGUAGGACAGGGUUCAAAACUAUCUGGGUCUGUUACAAAAAAAAUAAAGAAAGUUAAUAACAUUAAGGAUGUAAAGGUUUCGUUAAAUGGCGAACCCAUGAAAUUAGACUUACCAGAUGGACAAUUAUUUUUUGGUUACCCAAUAGUUUUACCAAAAAAUGAAAAUUCUAAUGAUGAUGAUGAUGCAAAACAUACAAAUCUAUAUAAAGGUAGUGGCCAAUCGUUAAGGAAAAGUAAUAAAAGAAAAAAUAAAAAUAAUGACGAUAAAAAUUCAAGUUCAAAAAACUCAAAAAGCCCAGAAAUUAUUGAAAUUGAUUGA
This is a messenger RNA of Henningerozyma blattae CBS 6284, 1065 nucleotides long. RefSeq names its product polyubiquitin-binding protein UFD1 (gene UFD1). Lineage: Eukaryota; Fungi; Ascomycota; Saccharomycetes; Saccharomycetales; Saccharomycetaceae. The record is from RefSeq and is a predicted model, not a curated record. Gene Ontology annotation, cellular component: VCP-NPL4-UFD1 AAA ATPase complex. The transcript has a single exon. Gene Ontology annotation, molecular function: polyubiquitin modification-dependent protein binding. Bases 1 to 1065 code for a protein of 354 amino acids.